AUGUCUGACCUCAAAGUUGACCUGACGGCCCCUAAUGGCAGGAAGAUCACUCUCCCAAUUGGCAUCUACAUCAACAACGAGUUCGUGAAAGGAAACGGAGGUGAGAUCGAAAGUAUCAACCCUACUGACGAGUCAGUGAUUGCAAAGGUUAGCGCUGCCUCAGCAGAUGAUGUCGAUGCAGCUGUGAAGGCAGCUCGAAAGGCAUUCAACGACCCGUCAUGGCGCGAUCUGCCAGGCCCAGAUCGUGGCGCGAUCAUGUUCAAAUGGGCUGAUCUACUCGAGGCCAACAGGGAAACGCUCGCGACCCUUGAGACAUGGGACAAUGGUAAACCGUACAGUGUCUCCUACAACGAAGAUUUGGCAGAAGUCAUUGGCUGUCUUAGAUAUUAUGCCGGCUGGGCCGACAAAAUUCACGGUCAGACUAUUCCUACUACACCAGGCAUGAAGUUUGCAUACACUCUCAAGCAGCCAAUUGGCGUGUGCGGUCAGAUAAUCCCGUGGAACUACCCUUUGGCAAUGGCAGCUUGGAAAUUGGGACCGGCUCUUGCUUGUGGCAAUACUGUUGUGUUGAAGCCAGCUGAGCAGACACCUCUGAGUAUCUUGUUCGCAGCACAGUUCAUUUCUGAAGCUGGCUUUCCACCAGGCGUCAUCAACAUCAUCAACGGAUAUGGUAAGGAAGCGGGGCAUGCUCUUGUAUCUCACCUCGACGUCGAUAAGAUUGCUUUCACUGGCUCGACCGCAACGGGCAAGGCGAUUAUGAAAACAGCAUCUGUAAACAUGAAGAACAUCACUUUGGAAACAGGCGGAAAAUCACCAUUGAUUGUCUUUGAGGACUGUGAUCUUGAUCAGGCUGCUAAGUGGUCACAGAUCGGCAUAAUGUCGAAUCAAGGUCAAAUCUGUACGGCGACAUCACGAGUCUUGGUUCAAGAAUCGAUCCUGGAUAAAUUCGUAGAGAAGUUCCAGGAGGCCAUCAAGACGACUUCAAAGGUUGGCGAUCCCUUCGCAGACGACACAUUCCAGGGACCACAAGUCACCAGAGCACAAUACGAGCGUGUACUCUCCUACAUCGAAGCUGGUAAAUCCGAGGGUGGCAAGCUGUUGACUGGUGGUGAGCCACACAAGAAUGUUGGAGAGGGCAAAGGAUUCUUCAUUGAGCCAACAGUCUUCACGGACGUUACAGAGGAGAUGAAGGUAUAUCAGGAGGAAAUUUUCGGUCCUUUCUGCGUUGUUGUCUCUUUCAAAACCGAGGAGGAUGCUAUUCGGAUGGCAAACAAUACGACCUAUGGUCUCGGUUCAGCCAUCUUUACUCAAAACCUGGAAAGGGCUCACAGAGUGGCUGAGAAGAUUGAAGCCGGUAUGGUUUGGAUCAACAGCUCACAAGAUUCGGACAUUCGUGUACCCUUUGGAGGAGUGAAGCAGUCGGGCAUUGGCAGGGAGCUGGGUGAAGCUGGUCUCGCAGCCUACUCGCAGACAAAGGCUGUGCACGUGAAUUUGGGGUUGAAACUGUAA
This is a messenger RNA of Lithohypha guttulata, 1509 nucleotides long. It is a transcript of the gene ALD2, whose product is annotated as mitochondrial aldehyde dehydrogenase. Gene Ontology annotation, biological process: polyamine catabolic process. The coding region runs from base 1 to 1509 and encodes 502 amino acids. Gene Ontology annotation, molecular function: aldehyde dehydrogenase (NAD+) activity. The record is from RefSeq and is a predicted model, not a curated record. NCBI's taxonomy places the organism in Eukaryota, Fungi, Ascomycota, Eurotiomycetes, Chaetothyriales, Trichomeriaceae. The transcript has a single exon.